Messenger RNA from Aedes aegypti (yellow fever mosquito), 3902 nucleotides. RefSeq names its product L-ascorbate oxidase. Gene Ontology annotation, biological process: iron ion transport. The transcript has 7 exons. Gene Ontology annotation, molecular function: oxidoreductase activity; copper ion binding. Lineage: Eukaryota; Metazoa; Arthropoda; Insecta; Diptera; Culicidae. Gene Ontology annotation, cellular component: plasma membrane. The record is from RefSeq and is a predicted model, not a curated record. The coding region runs from base 907 to 3831 and encodes 974 amino acids.
AUCGUUGCCAUUAUCACUUCAGCGUGGUUGCUUAGUGGUCAUCCGCCGUCAAUGAACGGAAAACCGGGUGGGUGAGUAGGUAUCGGUUUGUUAGAAAAGUGUCAGCGAUCAGUUGCUAGUCUGCAGGCACGGAAAACGCGCGCGAAACUCAGAAGCUGCGCGCGUGAUCGGAACCGUCUUGACUUACGUGCUUGAAAAUUGAAGAGCAAGGAUAAAUCGUCGGAGGCUGAAGCGGCUGCUUGGUAAAUUGUGGUGGUGAAAUAUCGGCUCUCGCUAUUUGUGGUAAUUCAGCAUGGUGAAGAAAUAAAUCAAACGUUUGAAGAUAAAUAGUGGUUUUGUCAUGUGCAUAACAAUUUAGUUUAUCAUAAGAGUUCACGAAGAGAUUCUUUGACAGUGUGAUUCAGUUGGUAAUAGAGAUAGUCAAUAAUUGAUUGAAUAGGUCGUUGAAUAGUUCAAUAAUCCUACGACUUCCCUGCAACAAGUGUUUUUUUUUUGAAGAUUCCGGCAAAAAUCCGCCUCUUCAAGUAUGAAUAAGUCUUAUCUCUCGCGGACGACUCGGUUUGUGUAUUGUCUAUUAUAAUGUCAAUAGACGUAUUUUAUGAUGUGUAAAAGUUAAGCCAGAUGAGUUUGUGAUAAGUCUUGUGAAACACUAUCAACUAAAAGUGAUAGUCACUCAGGUGCAUUCGAAGAUCCUUGAGCAGCCCAUUCAAUGGAAGAUUCAUAAAAAAGUCGAAUGGCCCGAUGAUACGAUGAUAGACUCGAGUUGAUGAUCAGCGUUUUAUUAGAUAGUGCAUGUGCUGAAUCUACGUGAGAAAACCGGCGUGCUGCUAUUCAUUGGAUGAGGGGCGAAUAGUUUGUAAAGUUGUAAAGCUUCACAGUCCUCGUAUCUUAAUUACCAUAUAGGAGAUGAUGCUGACCUGCAACAAUCAUCGUCGCUGCUGCGGACGAUGGGACCAGCUUCGCGCUAUAGUCAGUUUGGCCUUGUUGACAGCGACCGCGGUCCAUGGUCAAUUGGUCAGCUCAGAUUGUGAUGCGACUAAAUGUCCACCGGCGGUUGACAUUCCGGACAUGCUGCUUCAGGUCGGCGAACGAACUGGGAAACAGAUAGUAAACUGCUGCGAGGUAACGCAAAUCUUCUGUGAUCGGAGUACGUGUCCUGCGAGGAUUCAGUUCUGCAACGAAGGAAGGACCAUCCGACCUAAGAUCGUGGAGGGCAGAUGUUGUACUUUGGACGAGUGUGAUAACAACAGCACACGAUCGGAGCUGUGCGAGGUUGAAAUCAAUGGAACCAUCACCAGGAAACAGAUUGGCGAAAAAUGGUUCAGCAUGGUCAACAGGACAACGUGCAUGAACUUUGAAUGCUUGCGCGGAGAAUCUUCGGAGCCAUUUGUGAAUUCUAUAGGAAUCACCUGUAAUUCGAACUGUCCGGAGGGUUUUGCACUGCAAUAUUCUGACCAGCAUUGCUGUCCACAGUGUGUCCAAGCAAAGUGCCGUUUCAACGAUCGCUUCUAUUCCGAAAACGAAAGUUGGGUAAGUCCAGAUGGCUGUCAGCGGUAUCGAUGCAUCAACGAAGGCGGUUUGCUAUCGAUUACAUCGGACCGGAAGCAGUGUCCCGUGAUGAUGGAUUGUCCAUCGGAAAACGUGGUAGAGCAGGAUUGUUGCAGCACGUGCAACAUAACGCUAGUGGAACCAGUAACACCAAGACCUCGUAAAGGAAUCGAAUAUUACGAUGAGCUCGAUUAUUCCGAUCACGAAUGUAGGCGAGAAUGUAUGAGGGGUAGAAAACCCAUGAAUUGUUAUUAUAGGUUUAAAAUGGAAUGGUACGAAACCCUGAGUAAGGCAUGCUAUGAAUGUCCGUAUAACGCUACAGAUUGCGAACGACCGCAUUGUAUUGCUGCGGAUGGAGUUAGCAGGAGUGUGAUCGUUAUCAAUAGAAUGAUGCCAGGGCCAUCCAUUGAAGUUUGUGAGAAUGAUAUAAUUACGGUGGAUGUGGAGAACCAUCUCAUGGGAGACAGUACUACGAUACACUGGCAUGGCUUACACCAGAAAAGAACGCCAUACAUGGAUGGAGUUCCUCACAUAUCUCAGUGUCCCAUCAGCCCGGGCACAACGUUCAGAUAUACCUUCAAAGCAGACAAUGCGGGUACCCAUUUCUGGCAUUCACAUACCGGGAUGCAACGUGGCGAUGGAGCAUUCGGGCCGCUUAUUAUAAGGAGAGACAAUGACCCGCAACAGAUCUUGUAUGAUCAUGAUCUCUCUGAACACGUGAUUACUGUUCAAGAUUGGGGUCAUGUAGCUGGAAACCAAAUGUUCACCGCACAUCACCACUCUACGGGAGACAAUAAGCCACCAAAUAUAUUGAUCAAUGGACGAGGGAAAUAUUUCAAGCGGUAUCCAAAAAUAUCCACCAUAUCAGUUAACCGUGAUACCGCCAAUGAUGCUGAACUGAUACAAAGCUCUCCAAGCAAAGGUCUCAAACAGGUCACUGCAACCAACCUGUCAAUGCGUCCGUUAGCUCGGAUGAAACGACAGUCUAGGACCGUGAACUUCAACGCUGUAGUAGUCCCUGAAUCGGAACACAUUCCCCUUAAAGUGUUCCACGUUGAACCGAAGAAACGCUACCGGUUCAGAUUGAUCAACGCAGAAUUCCUUAACUGCCCAGUCGAGCUUUCAGUGGAAGGCCAUAAUCUGACUGUAAUAUCAUCGGAUAGUUUCGACAUCAAUCCUGUGGAAGAUCUGGCGUCGAUCGUCAGCUAUGCAGGCGAACGAUUUGACUUCAUUCUGCGAGCGAAUCAACCAGUGGGGAACUAUCUGAUGCGAUUCCGAGGGUUGAUGGAUUGUGAUGAAAGAUUUACUUCCGCCUAUCAGGUGGCCGUUUUGCGCUACAAAGGAGCUCCUGAAGUGGAGUACGAACAGUGGCCGAAUUACGACUUCCCACUAGAGGGAAUGCAGCUAAAUUCGCUUAACAAAGGAACGGGACAUAGCGAUACUAUAUCGAUAGCAGAGACAUCGUCCAGAGAUCAGGAGGAUCUAUUGUUGCUAAGAGAAAAGACUGAUUUUAAGUUUUACGUUUAUUAUGAUUUCUACGCUAAGGACAAUCCGCACUUUCACGUUCCGGACUUGUACGGAUUUAAGGAUGUCAUCAACAACACCAACCGGCUGUUCACCCCGCAGCUGAACCACAUCUCGAUGCGGAUGCCAAAGAUCCCCAUGAUGCCGGGCAAAGACGAACUGGACGAGAGCCUGUUCUGUAACGCAAGCUCCCUGAUGGAACAGGGCAUCAAUUGUCGGGAGGAGUUUUGCGAGUGCAGCCACGUGGUCCAAGUGCCUCUGAAUUCAACCGUGGAAAUGGUGCUGAUAGACGAGGGGUUCACAUUCGAUGCCAAUCACCCAUUCCAUCUGCAUGGGCAUGCUUUCCGAGUGGUCGGUAUGGAAAGGUUGGCCGGGAACAUUACGGCUGAGGAUGUGAAGCGCCUGGAUGAGGAGGGGAAGAUCAAACGUCGCUUGAAGGGUGCCCCGAUUAAAGACACGGUGACUAUUCCGGAUGGUGGUUAUACCAUUAUUCGGUUCAUUGCGAACAAUCCCGGGUACUGGUUGUUCCAUUGUCACAUUGAGUUCCAUGCUGAGAUUGGGAUGUCUCUGGUCCUCAAAGUGGGUGACAAAUCAGAAAUGGUUGCAGCUCCCCAUAAUUUCCCCACGUGUUACGAUUACACACCGAAUCUGGGAAGUCAGAACUCUAGUGGUCAGCAUACUGUUCAGCAAAGCAUCGUCCAGCGAGUAGUAUUAGCAACAAUUACCGUACAAUAUUGUUUGCGAAGAUAUUUUGAGUGAUUGUGAUAUUUAUUGUUAGAUGUUAAAAUUUAAAUUUAGGAUUUUUUAUUAAAUGGAAUACGAAACCAAAA